Limanda limanda (common dab) is the source of this 1668-nucleotide messenger RNA. It is a transcript of the gene stk39, whose product is annotated as serine threonine kinase 39. Gene Ontology annotation, molecular function: protein serine/threonine kinase activity; ATP binding. The record is from RefSeq and is a predicted model, not a curated record. The transcript has 18 exons. Bases 1 to 1521 code for a protein of 506 amino acids. Lineage: Eukaryota; Metazoa; Chordata; Actinopteri; Pleuronectiformes; Pleuronectidae. Gene Ontology annotation, biological process: protein phosphorylation.
AUGGCGGAUCAAGGCGAAGCUCCGGCCGCCGCGCUCCCGCCUCAGCAGCCGGCGGCAGCGCUGACAACCAGCUGGCCAAUCAGCCGGGAGUCGUACGAGCUGCAGGAAGUCAUAGGCAGCGGGGCCACAGCUGUGGUGCAGGCGGCCCUCUGCACCCCUAGACAGGAGCGCGUGGCCAUAAAGAGAAUCAACCUGGAAAAAUGCCAGACCAGCAUGGACGAGCUGUUGAAAGAAAUUCAAGCCAUGAGUCAGUGCUACCACCCAAAUAUCGUCACCUACUACACCUCCUUCGUGGUGAAGGAUGAACUCUGGUUAGUGAUGAAGCUUAUGAGCGGAGGCUCUAUGCUGGAUAUAAUUAAGCACACAAGCAAAGAAGAGGACAGAAAUCGAGCUCUGGAUGAGCCUAUUAUCGCUACUAUAUUAAACGAAGUGUUGGAGGCUCUGGACUACCUGCACAGAAAUGGACAGAUUCACAGGGAUGUGAAAGCUGGGAACAUACUACUGGGAGAAGAUGGAUCUGUUCAGAUUGCAGAUUUUGGAGUAAGUGCGUUCCUAGCUACAGGGGGCGAUAUGACCAGAAACAAAGUAAGAAAGACUUUUGUCGGCACACCAUGCUGGAUGGCACCAGAGGUGAUGGAACAGGUACGAGGUUAUGAUUUCAAAGCAGAUAUAUGGAGUUUUGGAAUUACAGCCAUAGAGUUAGCGACGGGCUCCGCACCCUAUCACCGCUACCCUCCCAUGAAGGUUUUAAUGCUUACCCUACAGAACGACCCACCCACUCUAGAGACGGGAAUCGAGGACAAGGAAUCGCUAAAAAGAUACGGCAAAUCGUUUAGGAAGCUAAUAACUAUGUGCCUUCAGAAGGACCCUGCCAAAAGGCCGACAGCUGCAGAGCUUCUGAAGUGUAAAUUCUUCCAGAAGGCCAAGAACAAAGAAUACCUGAUUGAAAAGCUUUUGUGUUGUGCACCAAAGAUUUCUCAGCGAGCGAAGAAGGUGAGGAGGGUCCCAGGCUCCAGCGGUCACCUGCACAAGACGGAGGACGGAGACUGGGAGUGGAGCGACGAUGAGCUGGACGAGGGCAGCGAGGAGGGCAAGGCUGCAGUGAAUCAGGGCAGGUCACGAAGGGUCAGAGAUGAGGCCAAUGAUAAAGAGGAGGAUACCAACAAUGUUCCCAUUGAAGGGUUAUCUAUUCACCAUCCCCAGGUUGAACCGUAUGGAGAUAAACCAGAAGGUGCUGUGAACAUGGUACUGCGGCUAAGGAACUCGAAGAAGGAGCUGAACGACAUCCGCUUUGAAUUCACUCCUGGCCGAGACACAGCUGAUGGUGUUUCCCAGGAACUGUUCUCGGCUGGUCUGGUCAACGGGCUCGAUGUGGUUGUUGUUGCUGUCAACCUUCAGAAGAUUGUCGAUGACCCGACUACAUACAAAGUAGUGACCUUUAAGCUGGUGUCUGGCUGUGACGACACGGAGAUCCCGGACGAGGUGAAGCUGAUCGGCUUUGCGCAGCUGAGCCUCAGCUGAUGGUCCCUUUACGCCUGAAGCAGGUGAGACAGUUCAGGGCAGACAGACUGAGGAGCACACACCACCACUUCCUGCAACCUCCACCCCAACCACAACCCCCCGAAAAAACUCAUCCUCCCUCACGGCCCCUUCACCGCUCCCCCGAGG